Molecule: messenger RNA, 2682 nt
Organism: Amoebophrya sp. A25
Lineage: Eukaryota; Dinophyceae; Syndiniales; Amoebophryaceae
Source: the annotation of a GenBank genome assembly
AAGCUGAAAAGAAGUACUUAAGAACCUAAAAACAGCAUUAAGAUUGAAGUACCACAGUAGUUUGAUACUACUUGGUCUUGUUCAUCUUGAUAAUCUCAUAGUUGUACCUUCCAAUACGACAACACGACAACUACACUUUCAAAAAAUCCAAUCAAGACCAUCAUGCCUGAAGAAGAGGACGCCUCCGCUACACCAGGUGGGGAAGCUGCAAUCGCUUCGCCCCCACCGAAAGACGCUGGUGCGGCGCCAGCUGUCGAACUGCCACCUGAGGAGGACAGCGCAGAAGAGAGCAAGAUUGGAGCAAAGGGCGAGGAUGACGAUGCGGGGGAUGCCGCUCCAGCCCCCGCUAGGGUCGCUACAGAAGGAGAUACAACUCCAGCUGGUGCACCAACUGCUGCUGAGAAUGCUGAUGUUGAUACUGCUGGCAAAGCAGUAGCAGAACCAGGCGGUGAAGGUGGAGAGCAAGCAGAAGCAGAACAAGACGCUGAUCAAGAUGAGAAAGGAGAAGAUGGAGAUGCUGACGAACAUACAGUAGAUGGUGGUGAUGCUGCUGCAACAGAGCCAGACGAAGAAGCGUGGCGACGACAGAAGAUCAUCCUCAAACAAGUACCCCAAACUUAAGGCUUCCGAUAAACCUAAUCCACCGUCCCUAAUAACUGUAAAAAGGUGCUGGGGUCCACCCUCAACAUCUAAGCACCCAAUAGAUUGAUAAAUAUCAAGGGGAGGAACAUCAACUUCAUCGUCAGGGGAUAUUAAAUCUUAAGCAGAUCGUUGCCGAAGAGUUAUUUCACGUCAUCAUUAUAUCAAGGGGACGAAGGGAAAUAUUAAGAAACAAAUAUGCUUGGCAGUGACUGCGGGAUCCCUGUUGUACUACACGAUGAACACACGAUGGACGCGCUAACAAACUGCACAGCCCGCUUCAGUGACUGACGAACAGCAAGCGACGCUCGACUAUGUGGCAGAACACAACUUAGAAGCACUAACAUCAUGGAUCACGGAACCGAUAUUGCAUUAAGGGUUGAAACAUUUCAUUUUUACAAGCCUUCUCUACUUGAGAUUGCUACUAAAAAAUGAAAUGUUUCAACCUUUAAUUGCAUUCUUUGCCGGACGAACAUCAUCCGUUUGUACUAGAAGCGUUUAUUUGAUAGUUUACGAGGAGAUUGAUAAGCAAUAAGAGAUACGUUGAAGUAAGUGGAUAAUGAUGACGUGGCUGGUUUUUCAUACUUUCAAAGACUAGCACUUUUCUUUUGCACGACUAGUGCAAGGGGUUUGUAGUUUAUAUAGUGAAUAUCAUUAACCUGCUCCCAUAAGAGGACGAUAGUGGUUUCCCCAUAUUUUGCUUAGAGGUGCGCUGCAAAUCUUGAUUGGCUUUCACCUUUUUGGGUGAAGGUUUAGGUCCCGCGACGCUCAAAGCACUAAGUAAAGCAGCCGGCUAGUUUUCACCUCACCAAGUCUAGGCUUAUCCAGUGCAGCAAUAUAUACCAUAGUGAAUUCAUAUUAUUACUACGUAAAACAUAAACAGCUGGUUAGUUUUCAUCCCUCUAAAUUGUUAGGCUUAUCCGUUCGCGCAAUAUGUAAAAUGAGUUGAUGUUUUAGUAUUCCUUCUAAGUACUCUUCAACUUCUUCACUUUUUCAUUUCUUUGAGUUUGAGUUUCUUCUACUCAAGAGGACCCGCUUGAUGUUUUGUGUAAGAAUGAUGAGUCAGUAGACAAUAUAAUCGAAAUCUUCAAGGUCUACAUGAUCUGCAAUUUGCUGGCUACGAUGAGCGAUGACGACCGACUACGGAUUCUGGCAGAAUUGAAGAUUGACAUGAAAGCCACAGUUGGAGCGGCAACAUCGAUUAUGGCGCAAUGUUGUACACUUCAUUUCUACAAGGGAGGCAAUUUUCUUGUAUGGUUCUGGCAUUUUUGGUAUAGCCUGAAUUUGAUCCUAAGGGUUCUCUUCUUGUUUUCCCUUAGGAUCAAACUCAGGCUAUACCAAAAAUACCAGAACCAUUCACUUCUUCUUUUGUGAAGAAAUCAAAUGCAGGCAAGAAUAGAAAUGACUCACGCCUUGCUUUGAGCUCUAAAGCACAGGCCAACAAUAUUGGCGACAUGGUGAAGGAAUCAAUAGCAGGACCACCGAAAGAGGAGGAGGAGGAGGCAGCUGCAGCUGUAGAGGGAGGAUGAACUACAGGGAUGAUGUUGUAGUUGCAGGUAGUCAGGAAUGUUGCUUCAUUUUGAUAUCGACGCAACAUAAAACAGCCAUGAUGCUAGCGCUACUGAUACUCGCAAGAAAGGGAGAGUUAACAUUGUUGGAUAAGAUGAACGCCUUUGAACCGCUCGAUGAGUAUCAUUCUAGUACUAGGAGAUGUGAACAAUCAUCUUCGGCGCGGGUGCCGCAAUUAUGCAUGUUCCCUCUGGCAUAAGUAUACUUUCCGAUGGUCAAUUAAGGAGACGACGAUGAUAGAGGGACCACAAUAGCCACCCCACUCCAGCAAAACUGAUUUUCGCAGACUCUUCUAAGUACUUUUAAUCUCUGGAGGAGCGAGCAGGAUUUUUCUUUUAGAUGACCUAAUAUAAAUAUCCUUACAAACCAGAUACUUUUAGAAGUUGAUUCAUCGUUUUCUGUGCGAGAAUGAAGAGCAGGAGGAUUGACCAUGCUGCAGAUGAAACUCGUUUCGUGUGCUUGCACCUAGAGGAC